Messenger RNA from Babesia bigemina, 792 nucleotides. RefSeq lists its product as hypothetical. The coding region runs from base 1 to 792 and encodes 263 amino acids. The record is from RefSeq and is a predicted model, not a curated record. Lineage: Eukaryota; Apicomplexa; Aconoidasida; Piroplasmida; Babesiidae. The transcript is spliced from 4 exons.
AUGAAGACGUGUGGUUCAGAAGACGCCGCGUGCGAAUCGGAUGUGAACAGGACGCAGAAUCAUAAAGGCACAUCUAGCAUCUGUAAGCCUUCCGUCUCACGCCACAGAAGCAUCAAAGCUCUCGUGCUGGCGAAACUCAUACAUCUUGCUAAACGUUUGCUUUUGGAAAACACGCCAUGGUCGCACGGCGAAGCACUGAAAAUCGCAAUCAUUUUGCUAAGGAGCAUACCCCCGAGAGGUUACCUGGCAGAAGACCUGUUUCUGCUUUUCGUUCGCUUGCUGCAGCGCGAAAGCACAGUUCAGAGAGUCGAAAGUCAUAACGAUAGUCUUAAUAAAGAGAAGUUAUUCCUAAAAUUCUUAUCAAUCGCCGGUUCCACGACGCCAUUCCUGAGACCACUGGCACUGGUGCAUGGAGCGCGGAUGCUAGCGAAAAACGCUAGAGUGUAUGAAAUGAGCUGUCAAAUUCAGAGGAAUUGCACUGAGUGGAACCUGGAAAAGCAUCAUGCAGCGCAAUUUUACAAGUGGAUAGUGAAGCACUCGGACACUAUCUGCAAUUCCGGCGUCGAUUUCACCUCUGAUUACAGAAUUGAGUUGGAGCACAUCCUCAUGAGUUGUGCGGAACUUAGAACACUGCCGAAUGAAUCGAUCUUUAGAUUAUUCAUCGAAUCUCAUACGGAUCAGCCAGAGAAGAUCGCACGUGUCGUGGACGCUUUUAUUUCGCUUUUCCCCCGAGUUGACUUCCUAAGGAAGUACCGAGCCUACCAUAUCGCAGACCAAAACAACGUACGGUAG